Messenger RNA from Anthostomella pinea, 165 nucleotides. The record is from the annotation of a GenBank genome assembly. Lineage: Eukaryota; Fungi; Ascomycota; Sordariomycetes; Xylariales; Xylariaceae.
AUGGACGAUGUCGACAAGGUCGCUGAUGUCUUGAGCGAGGCUGAUGCAUACCUCGGGCUCCGUAACGGAGAGCUUGAGGCCCGCAACAGCGCCCGGAGCAGCGCAGAGAUCCGCCAGCAAGCUGCGAGCAGCGGCAAGCCUUCUGUAAACAUCCGCCGUUCUUAG